Durotheca rogersii is the source of this 2554-nucleotide messenger RNA. RefSeq lists its product as uncharacterized. The transcript has 2 exons. The coding region runs from base 110 to 2152 and encodes 680 amino acids. Gene Ontology annotation, cellular component: Ino80 complex. NCBI's taxonomy places the organism in Eukaryota, Fungi, Ascomycota, Sordariomycetes, Xylariales, Xylariaceae. The record is from RefSeq and is a predicted model, not a curated record.
ACGAUCACCUACCAAAGCCACUCCUAUAUCUGCCACCAGCAUACUGUCCCUUGUACCUCCUCCCUUCUCCUUCCCUGUCUCUCCGUCUCUCCGGCCACAUAAGUUUGCGAUGGCAUCGAGGGACGGCUCCCCAGACCACAGCCGCUGGUCCCACGCCUCCAGCCCGGCCCCGAGGGGCAGCACGCCGGGUGACAACGUCGAAAUCAGCAUUAUCAAAUCCGAGCCCGGCCAGGGAAGCAAGCGGCCAAAGAACAAAUCCACCGCUACCGCCGCAGCCUCGUCGUUCCCUACCGUAGGAAAGAUUCGGCACCUCAAGAAGGAGGAUGGAGAACCGUUGUGGAGACGAGACAUCCAGUACGACUUUCUCAAGGCCGUCUUCGAUGACGAACGAGAGGUGUUCACCAACAGUUACGAACCCGAGCGAAGCAAGAAGGAUAAGCAGAGCUUUGCCGAUCUCUACAUCGAUACCAUGGCGAGAAGCAGCAAGACCAGCAAAGUCCUCCGAGAUAAGCUCCUGAGUGACCGUGAGGCCGCAAAGAGCAUGGCUAUGGUCUGCCUGCUCGUCAACGUGGGUCGGAUGAACACGACGUUGAACUUUUUUCCCGAGAUGAGAGCUCAGCUCCGGACGUAUCACGCCAUCCCUUCGUUACAAGCCCAUCAAGAUGCCUCCGCCUACAAACAACUCCAGGAUGCCCCUCGGUUGAAGUCGAUAUUAAAGGGUGCGGCCGAAGACCGACCGGAACCACACGAACUCGCCGAGUUUAAAGGAAUGGACCCUCCGCGAUCGAACCCGGUCAACCUCAUCUUCCUGAUCUGCCAGCAGGCUUCGUAUAUCGCCGACCUGCACUUCCCACCUUCCGCCGAGUUCCACGAUCUCAUCAUGAAAACGAACUACACAAGCAAGUCGCGCGCCAGAGCCUUUUUAUGGCUUAUGUGGUUCUACCUAGAGUCCGAUUUCACAGAAGAGGGUUGCGAAGAGAACCCAUUUGGUCCCGGUGUUGACUACGGCACCGAGGUAGCGAACCAAGGAGUGCCCCGGAUGGAGGAGAUGACCCCAGAAGAGGAGGACCGCGAGAACAUCGACCCGCCAGAGGAGAUCGACUUUGGGCGGGAGAAGCAAAACCACCGGGCUAAGAUCAUUGCGGCCGACCAGGCGUAUAUGGCAGACCACCAGACCAAGCGCGGAUCGAGGGGAAAGAUUAUAGCCGACGAUGGACCGGCGGCUACCAUUCUCCCGCGGAUACGCCCGUCGAAGCAGGAGUCCGAUAUGGAUAGCACACGGUCCACCCCACCACCUAGGGCCCUAUCUCGCAUCGCCGUCGGCAGCACCGGCCGGCGGGGCGGCGCACCUCUGAAAAAUCUGAUUUUCGAUGGUUCUUCGCCUGCCGGGCCGGGGUCCCACGUCAUUGAAGGUAUUCUUCCACGCAAGCCACGCCCUCCCACCGCGCAUCAGCUGGCAGUUGAGCGGAACCGGAACCAACGGGUCGAGCAUAUCCUCGGCCGCGGACUGCGAAGGCAACAUCACCGCUCACGGAAGGUGCGGCGGCAAGAAGGUGCGAUUCUCCGCGCCAGGCGCCGCCUGGCCGCAAUGAAAGACCCGCUCGUAGACAGCGACGAAGAAUACAUGAUGUCGCACCGAGACCAGAAGUUGCCCUUCAUGGACCGAGGCUUCGGUGGGCUCUGCCAGCUGAGCGUGGAGGAGGACGACUUCGGCGAAGAGUUCGCGUCCUACUCGGCGGCGCUCCGGAGAGCCGACCGUCGGCUUCGACGGUGGGCCGGUCGGCCGGAACUAGGGGUUGUGCCAACGACAAAGAAGCGUGUCGCGGCACCGGUUUCCGAGUUCGCAUCCCCAGAACCGCGGGCAAGCCGGGGGAGAAAUGGCAGCCCAGGAAAGAGGGACAGGGCAAAGACUAAGCAGCAUAACCACGGCAACGGGGACGUCACGAUGGAAGAUGCCGACGACUUGGAUGAUGUGGAUAAAGAACUUCUCGGCCUCGGUAGCGGGGGCGAGGACGGCGAGGGCGAGGGUGAGGGCGAAGGCGAAGGUGAGGGAGAGGGCGAGGGUGAAGGUAAGGAUGACUAUGAGGACAUAGACAAUAUCGGCAAAGCCCUCUUGGGGAUCGAUGGUUCGGACGGCACAGACAGUUCGUAGUGGCUAGCCGUUAUUGCUACGGAUGCAGCACAGAGCCAACACGGCGUUCGAACGGUACACAGAGUCAGCGCCGGCCGACACGGCGCUGUGCAGGCGAGGAUACGGAAUACGAUGCGUGUCGGAGGGGAGAGGAGAAGGGCGUGGACGGGGCAGGCAACUAUCUACUCUCUCCCUCUCUCGGUUGUGUUGGUUGCAUUAACCCUUUUUUUAAGCAAAAAAAAAGAGAGAAAGAAAAAAAACUCUACCCCACCAUAUCAACACUAUAAUAUUUUGGCAUCGACGUUAUCCUAGGGGGUUUAGCAGUGUGUGACUCGAGCGGUAGAGGCGGUAUUCGAGACUCUACGGUGUACUAAUACUAGAUGACGGCUCACGGGUACGAUACGUGUUGGGAACGUGUGAUAU